AUGGGGCACUCUGAAUGGGAUCACAAGCGAGGACCCAGAGGCUCACAGUCUUCUGGUACCAGUAUCACAGUGGAUAUCGCUGUCAUGGGAGAAGCACAUGGGCUCAUUACAGACCUUCUGGCAGAUCCUUCGCUGCCCCCCAACGUGUGUACUUCGCUGAGAACAGUGAGCAACCUGCUUAAUACGCAGUUAACCUUCCAGGCCAUCCACAAGCCAAGGGUGAACCCUUUGGUGUCCUUCAGUGAGAACUACACCUGCUCUGACUCAGAGGAAUGUCCGGAGAAAGGAGAGAAACUAGCUAUUCCCAAGCGCUUACGGAGAAGUUUGCCUCCAGGACUGCUGAGAAGGGUGUCCUCAACUUGGACCACAACAACAUCAGCCACAGGAUUACCUACGCUGGAGCCAGCUCCAGUGAGAAGGGAUCGCAGUGCCAGCAUCAAACCUCAUGAAUCAUCUUCAUCCAGCGCUGACUCCUGGAACAGCUCAAUUCUGAUGACAAUCACAAAGAGCAGGUCCUUCUCCACCUCCUACGCCAUGUCUUCUACCAACCACCUGAAUGCCAAAAGGCAGAGCCGGCAAGGUAUGCCGCCAAAUAUUUCACCUCUCACCUCCCCAUGCCAUUCACCGAUUCAGGGGACGCCUGCCACAAGUCCUACUGGAAAAACAUCUUCUGUGUCAUUUCCAGACUCUACAGAUGCUGACACCAAGCAAGGCUUAAAGCCACACAAAGUCUUAACUUCUACUCAGAGUGCACCUAGCCUGUCAGACCCUAUUAUCAGCCCCUCUGUCAUCUGCAGCAGCUGUGGCAGACCCUAUAACCAAAUAGAAGCUGGUGAUGGGGCACUAGAUAGAAAUGAUGGUACCACACACACCCUGAACAGAACAGAUGAUCCUGCUCAAGCCACUUCUGACUAUGAGACCAACAACAGUGACAGCAGCGAUAUCGUACAAAAUGAUGAUGAGACAGAUUGCUCCAAAGAGCAGACACGGAAGGGAUCCGUCUGUAGGACGUACACGCCUGAGACCAUCAUUCUGCAUCCCUUAAUACCACGUGAGGACAAGCCUGUACUUGCUCCUGAGCCUCUGGUUAUGGAAAACUUGGAUCCCCUGAUGGAGCAGCUAAAUAGUUGGAACUUCCCAAUCUUUGAUCUGGUGGAAAAAAUCGGAAAGAAAUGUGGUCGGAUUCUCAGUCAGGUAUCAUACAGGCUUUUCGAAGACAUGGGGCUGUUUGAAACCUUUAAAAUACCAGUGAGGGAAUUUAUGAACUACUUUCAUGCCUUGGAAUGUGGAUACCGAGAGAUACCUUAUCACAAUCGAAUCCAUGCAACUGAUGUUCUACAUGCCGUUUGGUACCUUACUACUCAGCCCAUCCCAGGACUCCCAACUGUGAUUAAUGAUCACGGGUCAGCAAGUGAUUCAGAUUCUGACAGUGGAAUUACUCAUGGCCAUAUGGGUUAUGUGUUUUCGAAGACAUACACACCUACAGAUGACAGCUAUGGAUGCCUAGCUGGCAACAUCCCUGCCCUUGAAUUGAUGGCUCUUUAUGUAGCUGCAGCCAUGCAUGAUUAUGAUCAUCCAGGAAGGACCAAUGCCUUUUUGGUAGCAACAAGUGCCCCUCAGGCGGUGCUGUACAACGACCGCUCCGUCCUGGAGAACCACCACGCCGCUGCUGCCUGGAACCUUUUCAUGUCAAGGCCAGAGUACAACUUCCUGGUCAACCUCGACCAUGUGGAGUUCAAGCAUUUCCGCUUUCUCGUCAUUGAGGCUAUUUUGGCUACUGACCUAAAGAAACACUUUGAUUUUGUUGCCAAAUUCAACGCCAAGGUGAAUGAUGACGUUGGAAUUGACUGGACAAAUGAGAACGACCGCUUGCUGGUUUGCCAAAUGUGCAUCAAACUAGCUGACAUAAAUGGGCCUGCAAAAUGCAAAGAUUUGCAUCUGCAGUGGACAGAAGGCAUUGUCAAUGAGUUUUAUGAACAGGGUGAUGAAGAGGCUAGCCUGGGCUUGCCAAUCAGUCCUUUCAUGGAUCGCUCUGCUCCUCAGCUGGCACACCUCCAGGAAUCUUUCAUCACUCACAUUGUGGGACCACUAUGUAACUCCUAUGACUCAGCGGGGCUGAUGCCAGGAAAAUGGACAGAAGAUAGUGAUGAAUCAGGAGACACUGAUGAGCACGAAGAGGAAGAAACAGCAGAAAUGGAAACUUGUGAAAAUGCUGAAUCCAGAAAGAAGAAGUUCAAGAGGAGGAAAAUCUACUGUCAGAUCACUCAGCACCUGCUUCAGAACCAUAAAAUGUGGAAGAAAGUAAUUGAGGAUGAGGAGAGGUUAGCCGGGACAGAGAAGCAAGGCGCGGAGCAAUCCACGCUGCACCAAUCUUCAGAACAAAUCCAGGCCAUCAGGGAAGAGGAGGAGGAGAAAGGGAAGCCCAAGAGGGAUGAAGAGGAGAACACAACUGUAGAACCGAACCAAUGACAAUAUUUACAGCAGUAUUUUAAGACAGAUUGACUCGUGCACAGACUCUUUCUCAAGCCAGCACAGCAUUUAGACACAACACUGUAGAAGUAUGGGAUAAUGCGCCUACAGCUGUUUCAUUUGUUUCUCUUUCCUUUUUUUGGUGAGGUACAUUGUUUAAACUCCUAUGCUCAAGGAAGCUUUCACACUGCGACACCGGCUUUUACAGACUUUCUUUAAAGAGAUUUGGGGGUGGGUGGAAUUAAAUAUAAAUAUAUAUAUAUAUAGCCACGG
Molecule: messenger RNA, 2742 nt
Organism: Fulmarus glacialis (Northern fulmar)
Lineage: Eukaryota; Metazoa; Chordata; Aves; Procellariiformes; Procellariidae
Gene: PDE3A
Product: phosphodiesterase 3A, cGMP-inhibited
Exons: 15
Coding region: 1-2469 (822 amino acids)
Biological process (GO): oocyte maturation; positive regulation of oocyte development
Cellular component (GO): cytosol
Molecular function (GO): 3',5'-cyclic-AMP phosphodiesterase activity
Source: RefSeq, a predicted model, not a curated record